Triticum dicoccoides is the source of this 867-nucleotide messenger RNA. Its product is annotated as BTB/POZ and MATH domain-containing protein 2-like. The coding region runs from base 1 to 867 and encodes 288 amino acids. Gene Ontology annotation, molecular function: protein binding. The transcript is spliced from 3 exons. Lineage: Eukaryota; Viridiplantae; Streptophyta; Magnoliopsida; Poales; Poaceae. Gene Ontology annotation, biological process: protein ubiquitination. The record is from RefSeq and is a predicted model, not a curated record.
AUGUCGCCGCUCGGCUUCUCCCUCUUCCGCAAGGGCAAGCUAUCGGAGACACAGCCGAGGCCCACGGUGCCGUCCAGCGGGUACCACCUGAUCACACUCGACAGCUACUCGGACACCAAGCGCAUCCCCUCCGGCGAGAGCAUCGAUUCAGCCCCCUUCACCAUCGGCGGAUACCGCUGGGUUUUCAACGGUUGUACGGUUUUGGCAUUCGACAGGCUCAUCGGAAGAAGGGACUUUGAGAAAGAACAUCUUAAUGGCGACCUUUCCAUCAUACGUUGCGACAUCAACGUAGCCGCGGACAGCAGCGUCGCAGCUCCGCUUCUUGAAAACGUGCCACCAUCCGACAUAAAAGAGCAUAUCGCCCGUCUCUUGUCGAGCAAGGAGGGUGCUGACGUGACAUUCGAGGCAGAGCUCUUUGGCCCCAUGAAGGAGGGGGCUACUGCAAAUGUCAUACGGAUACAAGACAUGGAAGCAAAAGUGUUUAGAGCCUUGCUCAGUUUCAUCUACACUGACUCAUUGCCCAAGAUGGACAUAGAUAGCAUGGACGAAGGAGAGGUAGAAGAGCAAGGCAAAGGAGAAGAAGCAAUGUGGCUGCAGUCGUUGCUUGCAGCAGCAGAUAGAUAUGACAUCGGCAGGAUGAAAUUGCUAUGUCAAAACAAGCUGCGGGAGUGCAUUGACGUGGGCACGGUGGCAGAUAUUCUUGGUCUAGCUGACCAGCACUAUUGCCCUGCGUUGAAGGAGGCAUGCUUGGAGUUCCUCAAAAUUCCUAGGAAUUUAGAGAAAGUAUUGAUGGUUGAUGGCUUAGACCAUAUAGUUCAAACCUGCCCCUCUCUUGUCAAGGAACUCCUGUCCAAGUUUGCUUCCUAA